Messenger RNA from Cherax quadricarinatus, 3126 nucleotides. RefSeq lists its product as uncharacterized. The record is from RefSeq and is a predicted model, not a curated record. NCBI's taxonomy places the organism in Eukaryota, Metazoa, Arthropoda, Malacostraca, Decapoda, Parastacidae.
CACAACAUACAAGAUCCUCAGAAACGUUCACAGCAUACAAGAUCCUUAGCAACGUUCACAGCAUACAAGAUCCUUAGCAACGUUCACAGCAUACAAGAUCCUUAGCAACGUUCACAACAUACAAGAUCCUUAGCAACGUUCACAACAUACAAGAUCCUCAGAAACGUUCACAACAUACAAGAUCCUUAGCAACGUUCACAACAUACAAGAUCCUCGGAAACGUUCACAACAUACAAGAUCCUCAGAAACGUUCACAACAUACAAGAUCCUCAGAAACGUUCACAACAUACAAGAUCCUCAGAAACGUUAACAACAUACAAGAUCCUCAGAAACGUUCACAACAUACAAGAUCCUCAGAAACGUUCACAACAUACAAGAUCCUCAGAAACGUUCACAACAUACAAGAUCCUCAGAAACGUUCACAACAUACAAGAUCCUCAGAAACGUUCACAACAUCAGCAGGACAUUAUAACAUACAAGAAUAAUGGAAAAAAGUCAAGGACCCCAAUGGAAAUAAGUCACUUUUGAAUUUUUGGGGUUAUCCUAGAUAACUUACACAUGUUACUAAGUAUGAUGAUAAUUGCAUUUAUGUGCACCGGUACCUAAAUAAACUUAUUAACAUCACAACAUUUGCAAGACCUCCACAGCAUCGUAAGAGACUCCCAGGAUUCCCAGGUCCUGUUAAACCUGCAGAGGACCCCUAAGAUAUCGUGAAGGAUCAAGUAUUAGAGGCAGCGUCAAGUAACACUUGAAAGAGUGAAGAUGAGUGGUGAGGGAGGCAGCAAGGUGGAGGAGCCCAGGAUGGAGUGUGAGGUUGGUGGAGUACAUCAUGUGAUGUAUAGAUGCCCACCCCGCGCACAUAACACCAUACGCACACGAGUUGUGGAGGGAGAAGGUGGUCGGGACGGUCGAGUGUUCCCCUACCUGGCUCACUACCUCGUUACAGGUGACAUGUUAUACCCUGCACACGAGGGAGAGGUGAUGGUGAGUCGACUCCUGCACGAACUCACCAAGCUAGAUCUUGUUGACGACCUGCUACAUGCCCGACCCCUUGCUCUCACUGCCUGUGUGCCCAAGACCCUUCACCGGACCUCGAGUGGAGGUGGAAGGUUGACAGUGGUGGGUGAUGGUCACACUCUGAAGAUCAACACUCGUCGUAGUCCCAGACUAUCUCUCAGCAGCCUCCUCACUCAUCUCCUCCCCGCCCACACGCCCACUUCCACCGUUUAUCGCCCACCAUCUAAUAAGGGAACAACGUUGGUGGUGGUGACAUACACGGUGCAGCGGUCCACGGAGGUAAGGGUGCAAGGGCCAGCCUGGGUACUGAGAAGUGUGUUCCCAGAGGAGGUAGUACACAACACUGAUGCAACCUACCCCCAGCUCGACUCCCACGUCACCCCUAACACCACUGUUCCAGAGCUCCUCAACACAUUAGCCCUCACUGGAUAUCUUCCCACUCUCAGAUCGUCAUGGGUGGAGAGUGGAAGUGGCGCCCUGGUCACACAGUGGCUGGUCUACCGCAAAGGUGUUGGUUCCAGGGCCUCAAUCGCCUCUUCCACUCUAAGAUAUUCAUCUUCCUCUUCCACUAUGCACCUCAGUGACAGCAGAAGUGGUAGAGACAAGAGUGAAGGUGGGGAAGGAACACUAAGGAGCAGACUCAAGACUCGUAGCAAGUCCAUCAUGAGCCUGGCGAGCGAACACACCCAGCGACCAACACUCACUCUUAAGCGGAUCCUCAGUGUCCUCCUCUGACUUGUCUCUAAUACAACAUUUAACAUUAUAUGUAAUAUUUACAACAGUAAUAAUAAUGUUAUACUUCAAUAAUUACUAAAUUAACAAGAUUAUUUUUUAAUUUUAUAUAAAAAAUAAUGGUGAGAAUUCAGGUGCGACUAGAGCUUAGUUUUAAAAUUUAUAUGGAAGAACUAUUAGUACUGAAGUUUUCCUUCGUUUAAAAUUGUACUCAUGACCACCAGAAUGUGAUAUCCAUGAAGAGGCGAGAACGCUUCACAGAGUAAGUGUUUGAUGAAUACGUCCUUCAUGUUACAGAUGUAUACGAACUGCUUAUAACCACAGUAAGAUAUGAUCAAAUUUGUUCAGAUUUUUAACCUGGAAUGUUAGCCACCCAGGAUAACCCACGAAAGUCAUCGAGUACAAUGUCUUGUUCCCCAGGAUGCGAUCCACACCAGUCGACUAACACUCAGGCACCUACUUCUAGGUCAACAGGGACAGCAGGUGUAAAGAAACAUACCCAACGUUUCCACCCAUGCCAGGGAUUGAACCACGGACACUGAGUGUGUGAGGCGAGUGUAUUGCCAACCGAAGCAUGGGGCAAUCGUGGUAUGCUGGGCGAUUAUCCUAAAAAAUGCAGUAUGCCAAGAAGACAUGUACAAAAUAUAUGAAAUGUAUAUAUUUUUGUAUCAUGAGUAACUUUUAGUGCUGCUUAGAGUUCCAUACACAAACGAUGGUCUGAAUACAACAAACUGUAAACUACAAAUACACUUAUGUAUUUUAAGUACUUUUGUUGCUACGUAGGUUUUUUUUCUUAGUUAAAAAUCAUGUGACACGAUUCGAAAGUCAUAAACAUUAUAAGAAGACUCGUUUAUGACCAAUCUCAUAUGUGAGAUUAAUAGGCUUUUAUAAGUAAAACGAAAUAAUGUAGGUAAUGUCUACAUAUUACACUAAAGUCCUUUAUUAACAUAUAUGUACAGUGCAGACAAAGAUAAAGAGAAGUGAUAAUAUAUUAUGUGAAUAUAUAAAGUUGUACUACACGUAUUAAAGCACUUGUUUUAAUACAUUGUAUGUUAAUACUGAAAUAUCAAUAUUGAAAUUUUACCGGUUAUGUAAUUUGUUUAAUUGAAGGGAAUUUGCUAAUAUAUACUUUAUUAUUCUUUUCUUAAACCUAUUUUUGGUCAGCUGAUGUUGUCAUGACAAGCAGGUAUGUAACAUCUCAGGGAUACAAUAUCUUUCCUUUCGUUCUCUUAAUGUUCAUGUAUAGUAUUGUAAUUGACAACAUAUUACGUGGUUACUGACGUAUCUUACUUUUCAAGUUGCUACUUUUAAAAUAGAACUCCCCAUAAAAGAAGUAAUAAAUAUGGAAUUUGUAUCAAGGCUAUAUAUGAUAUAUCG